Messenger RNA from Rotaria sp. Silwood1, 798 nucleotides. Lineage: Eukaryota; Metazoa; Rotifera; Eurotatoria; Philodinida; Philodinidae. The record is from the annotation of a GenBank genome assembly.
AUGGCAUCAAAAUUUCGUAAUGUUCCGGUAAAAAUGGUUCGAAUUCAAUGGUCAGACAGAAAGCAGCCGAUAACACAUAAAGAAAAUGUUGCUAUUGGCAUGCCGAAAGAUACAGAGAAUAAUACUACAUAUCUACGAAUUGUUAUGAUUAUUUCUGAAGAACUUCAUCAUUUUCAAUGGCUUGAUGAAUCGAGUUCGAUUGGUGUAGCAACAAUUACUACAUCAUCUGUUAAAAUUGUUAUUCUUUAUAAUUCACAAGACAAAACAUCAUGUGAGUUCUUUGAUGAAAUGGAAGCAUUUCUUAAACCAGAUCAUAUAGAAUUGGCCACUAGGGACCUGAUAAGAUUUAUUAACGAAGGUUCUGGCACAGAUGCCGAACGUGCUGCAGAAUAUUUAGCCAAGUCUCGAGCCAAAAUUCAAUUUAAUUUAAACAAUACAACUGUAACGAAGAAAGUCGAAGCUGAAGCAUCAAAUAAUGUUCUUCAGUUAACGUUACGCAUUGAAUGUCAUUUAAAUAGAAGUCCUUUGAUUAAAACAAUCUAUGUACCUACUGGUACUACUCUUCGAACAUUAAAAGAAGAAAUUGAAAACCAAACAGGUAUUGAACGUAAAAGUCAAUUUUGGUAUGCUUUUGAUCGAUAUAUAAUUGAUGAUAAUUAUCAAUUUGGAUCUCAAGAUCCAGUAGUUCCACCUCGUCGAAAAAAUACUCCUUUGAAAGAAGCAUUAGCACCAACCGAUCCAAUUCGUUCUGGUGAUACUCUUAUUAUGUAUAUUGCACAAAUUUCAACAUAUAAAUAA